Molecule: messenger RNA, 3472 nt
Organism: Magnolia sinica
Lineage: Eukaryota; Viridiplantae; Streptophyta; Magnoliopsida; Magnoliales; Magnoliaceae
Product: probable LRR receptor-like serine/threonine-protein kinase At3g47570
Exons: 3
Coding region: 1-3222 (1073 amino acids)
Biological process (GO): hormone-mediated signaling pathway; protein phosphorylation
Cellular component (GO): plasma membrane
Molecular function (GO): protein binding; protein kinase activity; ATP binding
Source: RefSeq, a predicted model, not a curated record
AUGGAGCUACUGCCAAUGAGCGUAAGAGCGUUUUGGUCUUUCCUUUUCCACACGAUCCUUCUCUCUUCCGUGGAAGUACCAUGGUUGUUGGGAUCUGCUGCUAACUUCUCCAACGAAACCGAUCGGCUUGCGUUGCUCGACUUCAAGCAUCUGAUAACCGACGACCCUCACCGUUCCAUGAGUUCGUGGAACCAUACUCUCCACUUCUGUCAAUGGCGAGGAGUCACAUGCGGUCGCCAGCAUCCUGAAAGGGUCACUGCCUUGAACCUAACUGGCCAGAACUUGGUGGGCACCAUAUCUCCCUUCAUAGCAAAUCUCACCUUCCUCAGGAGAAUCCUUCUUGAAGACAACAACUUUCAUGGCGCGAUUCCUCAGGAGAUAGGUCAGUUGUUCCGCUUGCGGUAUAUGAGUCUGGUCAAUAACUCAUUCACUGGAGAAAUUCCAGCAAAUCUGACCCACUGUACACAACUCCAAGUCCUUCGUCUUUCCGGAAAUCGACUCACAAGGAAGAUUCCAACUGAGCUUGGCUCUCUAUUGAAGCUCACGGAAUUAAGUCUUCGUAAGAAUAAUAUUAUAGGAAGCAUCCCACCUUCACUUGGAAACCUUUCGUCUCUCUUUCUUUUUUAUCUCUCAGAAAAUAGUCUGGAGGGCAGUAUACCAGAUGAACUUCAUCGAUUGGUUAACUUAAACUUUCUUCUCUUAAGUGAAAAUGAACUGUCAGGUACGAUUCCACCAAGCCUAUACAAUCUCUCAUCUCUUUAUGUUUUCGACGUGGGAGAGAACAGAUUGCAUGGAAACCUCCCACCUAACUUAGGCCUCACUCUUCCUAAUCUCCAAAACCUUUAUGCCAGAGCAAACCACUUCACAGGACCCAUACCAGUGUCAUUGCCCAAUGCUUCUGGACUCGUACUUAUCGACCUUGAUCGCAAUAGUUUUAGCGGAUCUGUGCCUCUGAAUUUUGGAAGCCUCAAGGGUGUCUCCUUGUUAAGUUUGUGGGGAAAUGAGCUUGGAAUUGGGAAAGCACGUGACUUGGGUUUUCUCGAUUCUUUAACCAAUUGCAGUAGCUUACGAGCGCUAGAUAUAAGCAAAAAUCAUCUCAGUGGUGAGUUGCCAGACUCCAUUGCUAAUCUUUCAACUCAACUGACGAUACUAUCUUUUGGAAGAAACAGGAUAUUUGGAAGCAUCCCAUCUGGAAUUCAGAAUCUUGUCAGCUUAACAGUGUUGGGUAUGGAAGAUAACUUGUUAACAGGUACGAUUCCUGUUGGUGUUGUGAAGCUUAAAAAGGUGGAAUUUCUUUCCUUCGGUAGAAAUGAAUUAUCAGGGCAAAUUCCGUCUUCCUUAGAUAACAUCACCAGAUUAUACUUACUCAGUUUAUCUGGAAACAAUCUAUCGGGGAGCAUACCUUCAACUCUUGGUAAUUGCAAAAACUUGCAAUUCAUGUACCUAGGAAAUAAUAACUUCAACGGUAGCUUACCGAAACAAGUUUUCAGCAUUAUAUCUCUGAUUGAAGUCCAAGCUCAAAACAAUUUUUUAACUGAUAUGCCAUAUGAAGCCGGUGACUUGAAAGCUCUUGGAAGAUUGGAUGUUUCUAAUAAUAAAUUUUCGGGAAAAAUUCCAAGCUGGCUAGGCAAUUGUCUCAGCCUAGAGUAUCUCCGGUUGGAUGGGAACUUCUUUCAAGGAUCAAUUCCUCCAGCAUUUAGUACUCUAAGAGGCCUUCAAUAUCUGGAUCUUUCACGCAACAACUUGUCUGGAAAGAUUCCACAGUACCUGGAGAACCUUUCAGCUUUGAAUUAUCUAAAUCUAUCUUUCAAUAAUUUUGAGGGUGAAUUACCAAAACAAGGGGUCUUCAGAAAUGCCAGUGAAGUUUCAGUGCUCGGAAAUAGUAAGCUUUGUGGGGGCGUUCCAGAAUUACAAUUGCCUCCAUGCCCUAGCCAAGCUUUCAAGAAACGUGGGAUGUCACUUGCUUCAAAAGUGAAAAUCUCAAUAAUUGUCGCUGUCCUGUGUCUUAUUUCAUUAUCAUGUUUCCUUACCAGUCUUUAUUGGGUAAGAAAGUCGAGAAGAAAAUCUUCUGCUGUGCCUUCUGUGGAGGAUCCUUUCAUGAACGUGUCUUAUGCAGAGCUCUUUAAAGCAACAGAUGGGUUCUCUUCUUCAAAUCUGAUUGGCACGGGAAGUUUUGGUUCUGUGUAUAAAGGAAUGCUAGAUCGAGAUGGAACUCUUAUCGCCGUCAAAGUCCUCAACCUUCUGCAACAAGGAGCUCUGGGGAGCUUCAUGGCUGAAUGUGAAGCCUUGAGAAACAUUAAGCAUCGCAAUCUUAUUAAAGUCUUAACUUGUUGCUCGAGCACUGAUUUUAAGGGAAACGACUUCAAGGCUUUAGUUUUUGAGUACAUGCACAAUGGAAGUCUAGAGAAGUGGUUGCACAAAGAUGAGCAUGACCAAUUGAGAAGGAAUUUAAAUUUCAUCGAAAGGCUAAAUAUAGCUAUUGAUGUAGCUCUUGUAUUGGAUUAUCUACAUCACCAUUGCCAGACACCAAUCGUUCAUCGUGAUUUAAAACCGAGUAACAUUCUUCUUGAUAAUGACAUGAUUGCUCAUGUGAGUGACUUUGGGUUAGCGAAGUUCAUAUCUGAAGUUGCUCAAUCCAGCUCGGUUGGCAUAAAGGGAUCUAUUGGCUACAUUGCUCCAGACAGGGGAGGUGUCAUGUUAAAGCUUUUGAGGAUGGGAAGUUGUCAACCAUUUCCAAAUGGUUUUCUAGCCCCACACAUGCUUACUUUGGCAUGUGGAACAGAGUAUGCGAUGGGCGGUAAAGCAUCUACACAAGGAGAUGUUUACAGCUAUGGAAUCCUUAUAUUGGAGAUGAUCACUGGGAAGGGACCAACUGAUGAUAUGUUUACGGACAAUCUAAGCCUUCAUCAUUUUGCUAAGUUGGCUUUGCCUGAACAGCUACUGGAGAUUGUAGAUCCAUUUCUCUUGGAAGAAACCAAAGUUACUCAAGACAGCAGAAAUGAUAUCAAUACAAAAGAUAAAAUGCAGGACUGCUUGAUUUCAAUGGCCAAAAUCGGUGUGUUGUGUUCUGCAGAAUCUCCAAGAGAACGAAUGGGGAUGAAAGAUGUUGUCAAUAAAAUGCACGCAAUCAAGGACUUAUAUCUCGGGGCCAGGAUUCACCGAGACAUACAAGUUAGGUCGGGGUUGUCAGGUGAAGGUCCUUCUUAUCUCAGUCAUUACUGAGAUGUUAUUGGUAGUUAUAUUAAGAAAAACUUCAAAAUAAAAAGUGUUCGUUUGAUACUUUUUUUAACAAGCUCUAGAUCUUUCUUCUUUUUUUUUUUUAGACUCUUGGCCUAGGAGUGCGCUUGUAUUGAUGGUGAAUAUAUGACUAUGCUUUUCUUUUUCUUUGUUUUAUUUCAUGUUCAGCUAACAUGAAUGUACCAAGUCAAAGACAUCAUCUUAUUACAAUAAAAAUACUAUUGGGUCAUUGAGA